Messenger RNA from Cyprinus carpio (common carp), 700 nucleotides. Its product is annotated as serine/threonine-protein kinase pim-2-like. Gene Ontology annotation, biological process: negative regulation of apoptotic process; regulation of mitotic cell cycle; protein autophosphorylation. Gene Ontology annotation, cellular component: cytoplasm. Gene Ontology annotation, molecular function: protein serine/threonine kinase activity; ATP binding. Lineage: Eukaryota; Metazoa; Chordata; Actinopteri; Cypriniformes; Cyprinidae. The record is from RefSeq and is a predicted model, not a curated record. The transcript has 4 exons. The coding region runs from base 77 to 700 and encodes 207 amino acids.
AGGUGGUUGUGAAAAUUGCUGAAAAGACUCUGAAUAUGCCAUAUAUAAGAGUUCCUGGUCAUCCCAAACGCCUCCCAUGGAGAUCGGCCUGACACUCAUGGCUAAUAAGGGCCCCAGUGUUCCACAGAUAAUUAAGCUGCUGGACUGGCAGGACCACUAUGUCAUGGUCUUGGAGUGGCCCAUGCCAAGCAUGAGCAUGUUUAGUUUUGUGAAGCUCCGACGAAGGCUCAAUGAAGGGAUGGCACGAAAUGUUAUGUGGCAGGUCAUUCAUGCCGCUAACAUUUGCUGCGAGCAUGGAGUCUUCCAUCGAGAUAUAAAGCUGGAGAACCUCCUAGUGAACCCCGACACAUUGGAGGUCAAGUUGAUCAACUUCAGAUGCAGGACGCUCAUGAAGGACUCUGCCUACGUGGCCUUCAGUGGCACAGAAAUGUUCUGUCCUCCGGAGUUUGAUGUCGACGGCAGGUACCAUGCAAAGCCGGCGACAGUGUGGUCAUUAGGGAUCCUGCUGUUUGUGAUGGUGUGCGGGUAUUUUCCAGAUGACAAAGACCUGCACAUGAUCAGUAAGAAUGACUGGUCCAACCCUGACCUGUCACAAGAAUGCUGCCAGAUGAUUUGCUCUUGCCUGCAGCCUGAUCCACAGCGGAGACUUAUUCUGGAGGAGAUGCAGCUCCAUGACUGGUUUAUGGUACUAAGAGUCUAA